AUCGAGGGUUGCUUGCCUGUUAUGCUCGAGGUCUAGCCACAGGGGCAGUCGCGUCCGUUUCCUUUCCGCCGGAUUUCCCCUCACAAUGCGCCAACAAGCUGCCGGCCAGCGAAGUCGACGCCAGACUGCUCCGUCGGGUCCGGCCCUGGAGCUGCAGAUCAAGCAGAUCAAUGAACUCGAGGCCAUCCCAGAUAGCUUGGAAUCGAUUACCGACAUUCACAAUGAACUGGACUUUGCGCAAUGGUAUGGCGAAGUGGAGGAGAGCCUGCUGGAAGCCAGCUACGAUGAGUACCAAGCCUGUCUCCAGGAGCUUCAAAUGUCUAAAUCCCAUCUCGACUCGCUCCUCGCCGAUACCUCGUCCACCCUCAACCUGUUGACUAGCCUGUCGAACGACUUCGGAGCGGUGGAAUCGCAGACGUCCAACUUCCAGAAGCAAUGCGAAGGGCUGCUCUCGGCACAGAAGCAUGACUCGGAUCUUGCGGCGGAUAUCCAGGAAAACCUCCAGAACUACGACUUCCUCGACCCGGCUUCGCGGAGACUGAAUGCCCCGGGGGCUGGGAACACCGUGCGAGGGAAGGACUUCUCGGAUAUGCUCAGACGGCUCGAUGAAUGUUUGGACUAUAUGGAGGUUCAUCCCGACCAGAAAGAGGCCGGUGUAUACCGCUCCAGAUACCGAUUGCUCAUGACCCGCGCCCUCACUCUUAUCCGGACGCACUUCGUUUCCUCCCUCCGAGACGUCUACGCCGAUGCGUCGAAGAAAAUCGCCGACAAGCAACUGAACGAUACCACCAUGUCUACCUUGCUCUACGCGAAGUUCCGAGUCGGCGCACCAGAACUGAAACAGAUCGGGCUCGAGAUCCAGAAGCGAGCUGUCCCUCCGUUGGAUCCGGACCAAGGCACAGAAGCCGAAUACCAAAGCUUACUCAACGAGCUGCACGCGAACUACGCAGCCACGCGCGGCAAACUCAUCAUCCCGCUGGUCCAGAAGAAUCUCAGCGACAUCGCUCUGUCGCCAACGUCAUCACAAGAUCUCGUUUCGUUUGCCCGUGCGAGUAUCAGCUACAUCCGUGGCGUGUGCUUGGACGAGUUCGAGCUCUGGGGCGAGUGGUUCCACGGCCACGGGGGGCUGUAUGACUUCCUAGAGACGAUCUGCGAGCCCCUCUACGACCACCUCCGGCCACGAAUCAUCCACGAGGACAAGAUCAUCAAACUGUGCCAACUCUGCACUCUUCUCCAAACCCGCUACCUGCUCGACCAAGACGAGGAGAUCGAGCAAGUCGACGCCAACCAACUCGACUUCCCCACUUUGAUCCAACCCGCCCUCGAAGAUGUGCAAACCCGUCUGGUUUUCCGCGCGCAGGCUUUCCUCCGCGACGAAAUCGAGCGCUACAAGCCCCGUCCCGAAGACCUGGACUACCCGGCACGCAACAACCAGGUCUCGAUAUCCGUGACCGAGGGCCAGAUCACCGGCCGUAAGAUCGCCGCCACAGACGCACUGGCGAAUCUCCCCAAGCCCACAAAAUCAAACGAAGAUGGCGGCAACGGCAACGGCAACGGCGACUCAUCCGUCGACCAAGACUCCAAAUGGGAUCUCGAUUCCCAAAGCGCACUCAGCGGAUGGUAUCCCACCCUCCGCAAAGCUAUCUGGCUCCUCAGUCGAAUCUACCGUCUCGUAAACUCCACCGUCUUCGACGACCUCGCCCACCAAAUCGUCCACCAAACCACGACCUCCCUGCACCACGCCAGCACCCUCCUAGCACCGAAAUCCACCACCGACGCCCAACUCUUCCUAAUGAGCCACCUCCUCAUCCUCAAACAACAAAUCGUCGCCUUCGACAUCGAAUACGUCGCCCCAGAAGUCUCCUUCGACUUCUCCAGCCUAACCAACACCUUCUGGGAACUGCGCGAACGCGGCGGCCUCUUCAACCCCCGCAACCUGAUGCUGCUGGUCGGCCACGGCCUCCUCCCGCGGGUCGUGGAGAACAUGCUCGACGCGAAAGUGGAGCUCGACGGGCGUCUCCGCACCGUCAUCAACGACUUCAUCAAUGGUUUCGCGACGCGGAUGACCGCCUCCUUACCCGCUAAAUUCGUCGAUGUGCGGACGCUGGGCAAUCAGCACCAGCACCAGCGAGAGGGGGCGGUUGUGUUUCCGAUGUGCGCGAAUAUCGAGAAGGAGGUCCCCGAGUUGAGGAGGGUGUUGGGACUGUAUCUGGAUGAUGGACGGAUGAGGGAGACGCUGGUGGGCGCGGUGCAGGAUCGCGUCAUUCAGGUUUAUGAGGAUUUCUUUGAUAUGUAUACUUCUGUUGAGAGAAGUAAGGGGAAUCCGGUUAGUGUUAGUAGGAAGGGCAAGGGGAGGGAGGAUACCGUGUGGGAUGUGGAUACGUUCGCAGAGUGGUGUGAGGGCAUUUUUCGCGUGGGGUUCGUUAGGUCUAGUUCUGGUCAGGGGGGUGGUGGUGGUGGUGAUGGUGAUGAUGAUGCUAUGAGUCGGGGUGCGAGUCCGGAGUCUUAGAUCGGGGGAUUUUUUUUCGUUACGUUUUUUUCUGUUUUUACUCCUGUGAAGGGAGGGAUGGAAGGUCUGGUGAUGAUCAUGAUGAUGAAGAGCGGUAGAUAUAUUUUAUUCUUCUUCCAAUGUAUAUACAAAGUAGCGAAUCUUCAUAGCAGUAGCAAG
Molecule: messenger RNA, 2668 nt
Organism: Aspergillus heteromorphus CBS 117.55
Lineage: Eukaryota; Fungi; Ascomycota; Eurotiomycetes; Eurotiales; Aspergillaceae
Product: Golgi transport complex subunit COG3
Exons: 4
Coding region: 86-2509 (807 amino acids)
Biological process (GO): autophagy; Golgi organization; cytoplasm to vacuole targeting by the Cvt pathway
Cellular component (GO): cis-Golgi network; membrane; COG complex
Source: RefSeq, a predicted model, not a curated record